Culex pipiens pallens (northern house mosquito) is the source of this 2041-nucleotide messenger RNA. Its product is annotated as nose resistant to fluoxetine protein 6-like. The transcript has 6 exons. The record is from RefSeq and is a predicted model, not a curated record. Gene Ontology annotation, molecular function: acyltransferase activity, transferring groups other than amino-acyl groups. NCBI's taxonomy places the organism in Eukaryota, Metazoa, Arthropoda, Insecta, Diptera, Culicidae. The coding region runs from base 77 to 2041 and encodes 654 amino acids.
CCAACUAAUUGCAAUUUACACACACUACAUUGAGUCAGUUCGAGUGCAACUGUUGCGGGAGCAGCUGGCGAAAAUCAUGGAAAAACUAUGGCUAUUGCUGGGACUAAUCAGUUUAGUUGAAUGUUCCCGAAUAAUUCCUCCGUUGUACAGAUAUGAUGACCAUGACGGAUGUCACGACACGGGAGCUUAUUGUUUCGUCAGGAUAGUCUUCAAGCAGGAUCGCGAUCCGUUUGACUCGUCACGGAUCACCACUGAUUUCAGACGCAAUCUACUGGAUUGGGGCAUUUGCAUCAAGGAAUGUCAACGCGAACUGGAACAGUUUGACGAGGAAGAUCGCCAAAGCUUGUUUCAGCCAAAAUUUGAAAUCAAUUUUACGUACAUCGUUCCGGCGGACCUUUGGGAUCAGUAUUUGGAUCCGUUCAAAGUCAACUACAGCGAAUUGAUCAACAUUUGCGUGAAUAACCGUCUGAAACGGGAUUACAACUUUGACCGUCUGGCCUACUCCGAAAUCGAAUACUGCCAAGAUGUGCCAGGAACGUCGAGAAGCACUCCAGGCUGGUCAGUAAUAGCGUUCUAUGCAAUCGUUCUGGCGUUGGCCAGCCUUCUGAUCUAUGCCAACGUAAUUGACUGGCUUGGCGAGGAUCGGCUCGAAGGACACGUAAUUGUUUCGUCAUUCUCAGUGCGACGCAAUUGGACUCUGUUGACGAAACAGUCUAGCAGUGACCUGUACCGGGACUUUGGUUACAUCGAUGGAGUUCGGGUGAUUCUAAGUCUGUUGGUGAUGAGUAUACACUACUUGAUACUGAUAGUGGCGAUCCCAUUGAAGAAUCCAGAGUAUAUUGAGGAGGUUGUGAAGAAUCUCUUUAUGGUAGACAUUGUUACGAGUUCAGCUGUCCUUGUUCAGAUAUUCUUCGCAAUCAGUGGACUUCUUCUCACAAUCUCCGUGCUUAAAGACGGCGAUCAUAAUCCUAUUUAUGACCUUCGAUAUGCCAGAAACAAGAUCAAAGCCCGUCUAAUCCGUAUUGUUCCCGUGUACUUUUUCUUUAUGUUAGUAUCGAUCGUAAUUCCAGACCUUCCGGAAGUGCACGUGGGUCCUGUUGGAUACAAAGCGCUUAUCCAAGAGCAAGCUCGAUGCCGCAAGAAGUGGUGGAUAAAUGUUCUAUUUCUAAACAAUCUUCCACCAUUUGGUGGUCAAGUAUGCAACCAGCAGGGUUGGUAUUUAGCAGCUGAUCUGCAGUUAUUCGUUGUAGCGUUGGCGAUCGUGAUAGCCUGUUGGAGGUACCCCAAACACGCAAAAAAUCUGUUGAGCAGUUGUGUUGUUGUUGGGUUAGUGAUUCCUAUUGGAAUUGUGUACCUUUUAGGGCUGGAGUCAGCACUUCCAUUUAGGCUAAGCGAUGCUCAGUUUCUGCAUAUGUACCAAUUAUGGAUCAAACAUGUGUACGUGCCUAGUUAUUCCAACAUUACUAGCUAUUUAGCUGGAGUGGUAGUCGGAUACGUUUAUCACCAAAACAGACACAAUAAUUUGAACCUCGACGAUUUUUGGGUACUUUUACUAAGCUUGUUGAAGGACAUUAAAGAAGUUCCCAUAAUUUUUCAGAUUUACAACAUUAUUAAACGAGCUCGCGUCCCACUGCUAGCUCUUGCAUACCUUCCAACGUUCGUUUUCUACCGCUACGAGAUUCCCCGUUCAUCCUGGUUGACCAUAAUCCACACCGUCCUGUACCGAAACGCAGGUGUUAUCGCUUUUUGUGUAACGCUUAUCGAGUGCUUCCAAAAUUCUCCAGGCACCAUCCGCACCUUUCUCGCCUCCAAACCGAUGACCAGCAUGGGUAAACUGAGUUUCGCCGUGUACGUGCUGCACAUUCCCAUGAUACGAAUCGUUCUGAACUGGAUCCCUCCCACGCUGGAGCUGACAUGGUCGAGUCCGGUUUGGAUGGUACCAUCCUUUGCUGGUAUCUAUUUGAUUGGACUUUGUGUUUAUUUGUGCAUCGAGCAACCCGUUAGUCUGGUGCUGAAACACUAUUGGUUGGGCAAGAAUUGA